AUGUCUGGAGAAGGCCUGGAUUCGGAGCCACCAUUGGUUGACAUCGAUGUAUCCUCUGUGUGGGAAGCCUUGAUGAAUGCGUGCAGGAAACCCGCCAUUGAUCAUACUGGUAAGCAAGCGUUUAUACCUCUGGGACGGCUGCUUCGGAUUCUCAGCCCCCGGAAUGUUGAAAGGAUACUCAGUCAAAGGUUCACAGAUGAGACUUUGAUGAGCCUUGUCAACGAGGUAUAUGGAGCUAAUGGCGAACCAAGAAGACUAAAGAUCAUGGCUACAUUGAUAUUGGUCAAUGGACUCCACUUUCUACUAGACUUUGUCAAUGCAAAGGUAGAAGAUAGUCAGCUCCCACUUACUGUUCACCGACGAGGACAACAAGCCAUCUUAUACGACCGUGAGAAGAAUGAGAUAGAGUCUUCAAAGAAUUGGACUUGGUCCUAUCCCGAAGCCGAAUACUUUACCAUGAAGCAGAUGCAACUAUGCAGCCUAUUCUGCACUAUCGAUGAAGAAGAGCAGUUCAUGGAUCAUUUUCGACUCCCUGCAGAUUUUGUCCUACCAUUUGUGGAUUCUGACCCCCCUGUAAUUCGGUCCGGAGGAUAUGGCAAAGUCACAAAGGUCUUUAUAGAGCCGUCGCACUUAUGGUACCGGGGUAGGUACCCAAAGCCAGAGUGUUUCGCUAUCAAGGCUAUUCAGCACAGCUCAAUAGACCACCCGAGUGAAGCAGACUCUCUCGCGAGACGGCUGGUUAUUAAGAAGCUCGAGGACAGAGAACACCUUCAUCAGCUUCUUUUCUCCUUUCGUCGAGCCGACUAUUACUAUCUCGUUUUCGAAUGGGCUGACGGUGAUCUUACUGAUCUAUGGGAAACGAUGCCAAGCUUAUACCGCCCUGAUGUCGAAGAAGACGCAGUUUGGUUCUUUCGUCAAUGCGCGGGCAUUGUGCGGAGCUUGGGUAGUCUUCACGAGCAACGAUCGUCUUACACCGCCAGCACCGUGGAGGAAAUAGUUCACAUCGCACUGGCGGGAAAGUACGGACGGCACAGCGACAUAAAGCCACAAAAUCUACUUUGGUUUAGUGAUUAUCAAGGAGACAAGAAAGAUCACCUGGUUAUCGCCGAUCUUGGACUUACCCAGUUCAACACAUCACAGUCCAAGUCCCAUGUGUCAUGGGCUGAUGUCAAGGGUUAUACACAAACCUAUAAAGCCCCAGAAAGUGAAGGAAGUGACGGGGUUGGAACCAGAUAUGACAUUUGGUCUCUAGGCUGCGUCUUUCUAGAGCAUGCAUCUGUGUUUCUGAUGAGGGACAAUAGCUGUGUCAGGACGUUCUCAGACAAUAGACUGGAGGAGGAUAAGGAAAAGGAUUUCACAGACACAUACACAGCAAUUGGAAGCAGUGGCAUCCGGGGAGAGGUCAAAAAGACAGUCACGAAAAUGAUUCAAGGUCUCAAAGAUCAUCACUUGUGUGCUCCUUCGAUGUCUGACUUCUUAGAUCUCAUCAGCGAAGGGAUGCUAGUACCAAAUCAAUCUGCUCGGUAUACUGCAGGUAUGGUCUUGAGAGCUCUCAGAGAUAUCCAACUCCGGUGUGACCAGGACCCCAGGUACGCUUGCGUAUCAAGACACUUGCCAUUGAAGGAUCAGUUGAAGUCGAUACCCGAUAGUCGCAUUCCUUCAAGACAGUCUCGGAUCUUGGCAGGUAUCUCAGGAGGGCAACAAGGCAGCAGGGCCAACUUUGACUCGUCCCACACGGAGUCAACCGGAGAUGCAGGGGCUGCUGAUCCAGAAGCGUUGAAGAUGCUUAAUGAGCUGCGUCAUAUGAGUAACGAUAGCAAUUUAUCCCCCGACAACCUACAACUCCAGAUUCCAAAGAUUUGGUUCGAUGGGUCUGUAGGAGGUCUUUUGCAGGAACACAGCCCUAUAAGCGAUUUAAUCCAUAGGGACUGGAUGAAAAACCUUCCUGGCGACUUGAGUCUCACUCAAAUCUCGAUACCAGGAACUCAUAAUAGUCAUGCUAUUAAAUCCAAUGUUGUGGUAGCGUCAAACGGCAAGGUCAACUUUGCCGCCUAUGCGUUAUACAAUCCUGGGAUCGUUUCAAUGUAUGCUGAGGUUUAUACUGCAAUAGCAACAUGCCAAAGUUCUUCUAUGUGGGAUCAACUACAUUUUGGCGUCCGUUGCUUUGAUCUGCGGGUGCGCUCGUGGGAAAAGUUUGAUAACGAGGGAGGUCGCUGGGCGUUUGGUCUGUGUCACGGAAGUGCUAAGCUCAAGGAGAGUCUGACACAAGUUCUUGACGGAAUGGCGGAUUUCCUCAAGAAGUAUCCAAGCGAAACAUUACUCAUUUCUAUCAAAUGGGACGAGGAAAAGCUGGACGGAUCGAAACCUGUUAUAGUCACGCCAGACAAGAACCUUCGCUUCGGCGUGUCCGAGAUCUGGGAUAAGCACAACUGGUUCAAAGGAGCAUAUUGGCCUAAGCUUCACGAAGUACGAGGUCGAGCUAUUUUACUGCGUCGAUUUUGGAAUCCUGAUAAUGAGUUGCUGGGCAUCAACUUCGACGACCCAAGUUUCUUCAAUAACGCCCGCAGCAAGGGGCCCGAAGGCAAAUGGAAGCAAAUGACAGACCCAGGCCGAGAUUCGAUGACCAUCGAGGAGCGCUGGAAAUGUGCGCGAGAUAUGCUCAUCGAAGCCAAGGAAGCUGAUUUCAACGACAACGUUAUGUAUUUUGCAUCGACAUGCGAUGUCUGGCUGGAUAUGGAUGGAAAGAAGCCAAGGUUCUGGGCCCCCUCCUACUAUGCAGAUCAACUAUGUGUACCUCUUCUCACAUUCAUGAAUGGAGAGUAUAGGUCGCAGAAGAAGGGCAGAUACGGUGUUGUUGUCACUGACUUCUGCAACCCGAACAUUUCCCAACUCAUUUUCGAACAAAACUUCAGCCGUUGA
Molecule: messenger RNA, 2919 nt
Organism: Fusarium tjaetaba
Lineage: Eukaryota; Fungi; Ascomycota; Sordariomycetes; Hypocreales; Nectriaceae
Product: serine threonine kinase
Exons: 4
Coding region: 1-2919 (972 amino acids)
Biological process (GO): lipid metabolic process; peptidyl-threonine phosphorylation; peptidyl-serine phosphorylation
Molecular function (GO): protein serine/threonine kinase activity; ATP binding; phosphoric diester hydrolase activity
Source: RefSeq, a predicted model, not a curated record